AGGAACUUGAAAAAACUUUACAAGAUUCUAUGCCCAAUAGUUCUGGUGGAGAAUUGGUUUGAUAAGAAAGAAGAUUAUAAAGCUUGUUCUCUGCUUCAGAGUUUCAAUAUUAGGAUAUUCAAUUUUCAGGAAGGAUGUACUCUUGCCCAUGUUUACAUUUGAUGGAGCUUGGUUAACAUUGUUGGCCUUUAUUACUUUAUAAGACUUUUUCCUCUCACCUCAAUUGCUAAUUUUUGUUGCUGUGGGGAGGCUCAGAUUCAGCAAUGCCUUCUUUGCAACUCUUGCAGUUAACUGAGCAUGGUCGAAAUCUCCUGGCUGCGAGGAGAAAAACACUACUGCUUGCCACUGGUGUUUUGGUGGUUGGUGGCACAGCUGCUUAUGUGCAAUCACGAUUCAAUGGUAAAAAGUCCGAUUCCUUGGGUCAUUACAAUGGGAUUAGAGAUAAUGAAGAAAAUUCGAACAAGGGAGUUACAAAUAAUGAUAAUGUAAAGAAAAGCAGACAAAAGAAGGGAGGGUUAAAGUCCCUUCAGAUUCUAGCAGGAAUUCUUCUAUCUAAGAUGGGCCAAGUUGGUGCAAGAAAUCUCUUGGCUCUGGUGGCCAUAGCGGUAUUGAGAACUGGUUUAAGCAAUAGAUUGGCAAAAGUGCAAGGUUUCCUAUUCCGUGCUGCUUUUCUUCGACGUGCACCAUUAUUUUUCAGGCUAAUAUCCGAAAAUAUUCUAUUGUGCUUUCUUUUGUCAACAAUUCAUUCUACAUCAAAAUAUAUCACAGGGACUCUAAGUUUGCGGUUCAGAAAAAUAUUGACAAAGCUUAUUCAUGCACAUUAUUUUGAGAAUAUGGCAUAUUACAAAAUAUCACAUGUUGAUGGUCGGAUUAGAAAUCCUGAACAAAGAAUUGCAAGUGAUGUCCCAAGGUUUUGUUCAGAGCUGAGCGAAAUUGUACAGGAUGAUUUGACAGCAGUUACUGAUGGUCUGCUCUAUACUUGGCGCCUUUGUUCUUAUGCCAGCCCAAAAUAUGUUUUAUGGAUAUUGGCCUAUGUAUUGGGGGCAGGGACUGCAAUAAGAAACUUCACUCCUGCUUUUGGGAAACUAAUGUCUAAAGAACAGCAGUUGGAAGGAGAAUAUAGACAGCUUCAUUCACGGUUAAGAACCCAUGCAGAAAGUAUAGCAUUUUAUGGUGGAGAAAGUAGAGAAGAAUCUCAUAUUCAACAGAAGUUUAAGACACUAAUUAAGCACAUGAGAAUAGUCCUUCACGACCAUUGGUGGUUUGGCAUGAUUCAAGACUUUUUAUUGAAGUAUCUGGGUGCUACAGUUGCUGUUGUUUUGAUUAUUGAGCCUUUCUUUGCUGGCCAUCUGAGACCUGACACUUCAACACUAGGACGGGCAGAGAUGUUAAGCAAUUUAAGAUACCAUACCAGUGUAAUAAUUUCACUGUUUCAGGCCCUAGGAACCCUUUCUAUCAGUUCAAGACGGCUAAAUCGUUUAAGUGGUUAUGCUGACCGCAUUCAUGAGUUAAUGGUUAUAUCAAGAGAGCUAAGUGCUGAUGAUAAAUCAUCCUUGCAAAGAAAUGGAAGCAGGAAUUAUUUUAGUGAAGCUAAUUACAUUGAGUUUUCUGGUGUCAAGGUUGUUACUCCAAGUGGCAAUGUCUUGGUGGAGGAUCUCAGUCUGCGGGUUGAACCAGGAUCUAAUCUUUUGAUUACAGGUCCAAAUGGUAGUGGGAAGAGCUCUCUUUUCCGGGUUUUAGGAGGCCUUUGGCCGCUGGUGUCAGGCCAUAUCGUGAAACCUGGAGUUGGUUCUGAUCUUAAUAAGGAGAUUUUCUAUGUGCCACAAAGACCUUAUACAGCUGUAGGAACACUACGUGACCAGUUAAUUUAUCCUCUUACCGUGUAUCAGGAGGUUGAACCACUUACACAUGGUGGAAUGGUGGAGCUGUUAAAAAAUGUUGACCUUGAGUACCUACUAGAUCGUUACCCGUCUGAAGAAGAGGUCAAUUGGGGUGAUGAACUCUCCUUGGGGGAACAACAGAGAUUAGGGAUGGCCAGACUGUUUUAUCAUAAGCCUAAAUUUGCAAUUCUAGAUGAGUGCACGAGUGCUGUGACAACUGACAUGGAGGAACGCUUUUGUGCUAAAGUUAGAGCUCUGGGUACCUCAUGCAUAACCAUAUCGCAUCGUCCAGCACUGGUUGCAUUUCAUGAUGUGGUUUUAUCCUUGGAUGGAGAAGGAAGAUGGAGUGUCCAUCACACAAGGGAUGAUUCUCCAGUACAAACUGAAACUGAGAUAAAUUUUAUGAAGCCCUCAGAGUCAGACCGCCAAAGUGAUGCAAUAGCAGUUCAACGAGCAUUUGCUGCUGCUAAAAAGGACUCGGCAUUUGCAAAGUCAAAGGUGCAAUCAUACAUACCAAAGGUGAUAGCAUCAUCGCCCUCUGUAGAUAAAAGUGUUACAUUACCUGUUGUUCCUCAACUUCAGAAUGUACCAAGAGUAUUGCCAUUGAGAGUGGCUGCCAUGUUUAAAGUACUGGUACCAACAGUGUUUGACAAACAAGGGGCUCAAUUACUUACAGUAGCUUUUCUUGUCAUUUCAAGAACAUGGAUAUCGGAUAGGAUUGCUACAUUGAAUGGAACAACUGUAAAGUAUGUGUUGCAGCAGGAUAAGGCAUCCUUUAUUCGAUUAAUUGGUGUCAGUGUUCUUCAAAGUGCUGCGUCUUCUUUCGUUGCACCUUCAUUAAGGCACUUGACAGCUAGGUUGGCCCUUGGGUGGAGGAUUCGGUUGACUCAACAUUUAUUGAAGAACUACUUGAGAAACAAUGCAUUUUACAAGGUCUUCCACAUGUCAAGCAAAAAUAUUGAUGCUGAUCAGCGAAUAACUCAAGAUUUGGAAAAGCUAACAACUGAUUUGUCAGGGCUGGUGACUGGAAUGGUAAAGCCAUCUGUUGAUAUUGUGUGGUUCACCUGGAGAAUGAAGAUGUUAACUGGUCGGAGGGGAGUUGCCAUUUUGUAUGCAUAUAUGUUACUUGGUCUGGGUUUUCUGAGGACUGUUGCCCCUGACUUUGGUGACUUGACAAGUCGAGAACAACAACUUGAAGGAACAUUUAGGUUCAUGCAUGAAAGAUUGUGUAGUCAUGCAGAAUCUAUUGCUUUCUUUGGAGGGGGUGCUCGAGAAAAAGCUAUGGUUGAAUCAAAAUUUAAGGAGCUUCUUGAGCACUCUUUGUUGCUAUUGAAGAAGAAAUGGCUAUUUGGCAUAUUGGAUGAUUUUGUCACGAAGCAGCUUCCACAUAAUGUCACUUGGGGUUUGAGCUUGCUGUAUGCCUUGGAACACAAGGGUGACCGAGCCUUGGUUUCUACUCAAGGUGAUCUGGCACAUGCAUUGCGCUUCCUUGCAUCUGUGGUGUCUCAAAGCUUUUUAGCCUUUGGUGAUAUCUUGGAAUUGCAUAGAAAGUUCCUUGAGCUCUCUGGCAGCAUCAACAGGAUUUUUGAGCUUGAAGAGUUUCUUGAUGCUGCUCAGACUGGCGAUUUGAGGGCUGUUAAUAUGUCAAAGUCAAGAGAUCUUUACUCUGAAGAUGGCAUUUCCUUCUCUAAAGUGGAUAUAAUUACCCCAGCUCAGAAACUGUUGGCUAGGCAGUUGACCUGUCAUGUUGUACCAGAGAAAAGCCUGCUUGUUACUGGUCCAAACGGGAGUGGGAAAAGUUCUGUGUUCAGGGUCCUUCGAGGUCUCUGGCCCAUUGUGAGUGGAAGUCUUUCAAAACCAUCCCAACAUAUUGAUGAAGAGGCCAGAUUGGGUGGUGGCAUCUUCUAUGUUCCUCAACGGCCAUAUACAUGCUUAGGAACUUUAAGGGAUCAGAUUAUAUAUCCUCUCUCUCAUCAGGAAGCAGAGCUGAAAGUAUUGAAGUUGUAUGGAAAAGGAAAACCAUCUGCUGACAUUCUGGACACACAUUUGAAAACUAUUCUUGAAAAUGUUCGAUUAAGUUAUCUUUUAGAAAGAGAGGAAGGUGGUUGGGAUGCUGAUCUAAAAUGGGAAGAUAUCCUUUCUCUAGGAGAACAGCAGAGAUUAGGCAUGGCUCGCUUAUUCUUCCACAAACCGAAAUUUGGCAUCCUUGACGAGUGCACAAAUGCAACGAGUGUUGAUGUUGAGGAACAGCUUUAUAAGCUUGCCAAAGAUAAGGGCAUAACAUUUAUUACCUCAUCACAGCGCCCUGCUUUAAUACCAUUCCAUUCUUUGGAAUUACGGCUUGUUGAUGGCGAGGGCAACUGGGAGCUUCGUUCAAUUGGGCAAUGAACUAGUUGGCUGCAGUGUAUGUAGCUUCCAGUUUGUGUCAUGGGAGAGGGCAUAGCUUCUUAAACACCAAUCAAAGUUAAAUUUAGACUUUGCCCGUGUGGAUUUGAAGACUUAAUUGAUAUAACGGAUAUAAACAUUAUCAAUCCGUGAGUAACAACAAAAUAUUUACCUUCGCAAGAGGGAUUUGAUUACUGCUAGCAGUAUAUUUGCUCACCGCCUCGCCUAAGGGUCAAAGAGAGAAGCCGUGAGUAACAUUGAUUAUUGUAGAAACUUAGUUUGGAGUGUUAUUAAACAACAGUCAAGCAUUUCAUAGUAUCUAGUAUAAAGAAAUGUUAUGUACAGACUUUUGUCUUUUUUAUUUAUAUUUAUAUUUUUUUUGUCCCUAAAGUACCCGUUUUCUUGGGUGGGCUUACAUGAAUCUAUCGACCAUAUAUGUUGUAAGAAUUUGAUUCCUACUUAUUCCAAUUUGUCCCAUUAAUAAAAUAAAAGAAUAAUG
Rubroshorea leprosula is the source of this 4764-nucleotide messenger RNA. The record is from the annotation of a GenBank genome assembly. NCBI's taxonomy places the organism in Eukaryota, Viridiplantae, Streptophyta, Magnoliopsida, Malvales, Dipterocarpaceae.